This is a messenger RNA of Diaporthe citri, 1554 nucleotides long. RefSeq lists its product as uncharacterized. The coding region runs from base 1 to 1554 and encodes 517 amino acids. The transcript has a single exon. Lineage: Eukaryota; Fungi; Ascomycota; Sordariomycetes; Diaporthales; Diaporthaceae. The record is from RefSeq and is a predicted model, not a curated record.
AUGCACGUUUCAGCGCCCCAAUACCGAAACACCAACUCACAAGCUCCUGCUGGACAGAGCAUAUACAUUCCCGAGGAAACAGUUGGCCCCUUUACGCACACCAGGAUCCCGGAUGGGGUAUUCGUGCCCAUACCCCAACAUAUUCGUCCUUUCCUAGACACAAAACAUGAACCAACCGCGAGCGGUUAUGUCCCGAAUCGUAGAGCCGAUGGCAGCGAUGAUAUGAAUAUGGCUAAUGAUUACUACUACAAAAUACGCCGCCUUUCACCCGUGAGGCACCCCGCCACCAACCGCGUCCUCUCGGCUUACAGUGGUGUAGAGCUCAAACCCGAUUCAAAUUUUUCUGCACAUCAAUUUGACGAGUACAUCUUCCACGCCGUCCGCAAGUCUCGCUUAUUCAUGUUCAGGGUAGAGAAGCAAGCCGCACUUACCGGUCAUCGCCAUCCGCGUGGGCUUGAGAGCACUAGAUGCAGGUUUGCGAAAUGCCCUAUUGAUGGGACUAUAAGGCCUGGACAGAUUCGAGUAUGCAUUUCCGAGUUCCUCGACCCCCGGAACGAAGUACUUGACCCUUACCACAAUGCCGCUUAUGUCCAUCUCUACUGCCUGGAAAACUUCUGCAACCUCCCCUCACUCCUGGCCGAGACCAAUGUCGCUUUCCUUCCCGCGGGCCAGCUCGCGAAAGAGUCAUAUUUCCCUCCGGCCCUGAACGCCGCCGAACGCGAGGCGUGCCUACAGUGGGCCGACCAGGCGCGUCAACACUGGAGAAAUUUCAAGCGCGCUUACCCGUUGCCUGAAGCUCGACCGAGAUAUAAACCUUCAGAUCAUGAUAGGCUUUACUAUCGUCUCGAGCAGAUUCGCGAGAGCCACAAGGUGACGAACAAACGUUGGCACGAAGACUACAAUGGCCCUCAAGUGUACACUUAUAAUAACCAGGGACAGCGAGAUCCUGCACCCGAACCUGCUCCCAAGAAACCUCGGAUAGUGCCACCCAGAAUACCCAUCCCCGCCUCCGGCUGGAACAGUGGUGCCAUAAUUUGCCAAGGCCCUCUCCCGCAUCGAAUGCACUCACCAACAUCUCUCUCACAGAUAUUCAACAACAAAAGUAUUCCCACUGAUGCGCCACUACCCCCGUCCCCUGGGGAUAUACUGCCGUCGCGUCCGACAGAGGGCGCUCAGCUCCAGCUCUAUACAAACGGUGUCGGUGGUCUCGGGGAGGGUGCAGAGUAUUCUACAGAGGAAAUCAAUACCAUGUUAGCUGAGUACUUUACUAACGAGGACUUUGCUAGUAUCUCGCAACCCAUGUACGAAGAACUCCCCUGCAAUGAGCCGGAGCAAGCUCCCCAGCCGGAGCAAGACAAUCAGCUGGUAGCUGCUGUCAAAACCCCCGUGGUGACGGAGGGUUGGCACAAACCCCGGAGGUCAUCGGCGCCGCCGGUUCUAAGCGUCCAAAACGCAAGGAUUAGGAAGAGCUCAGCCGCGAGUAGAAGGAACUCGAAGACAAAGGAUAGACUAGUGGCUGAAGCAGACCUGGAAGAGUUGCACAAAGGCAGUUAA